Messenger RNA from Dreissena polymorpha, 2518 nucleotides. Its product is annotated as zinc finger Ran-binding domain-containing protein 2-like. NCBI's taxonomy places the organism in Eukaryota, Metazoa, Mollusca, Bivalvia, Myida, Dreissenidae. The coding region runs from base 102 to 971 and encodes 289 amino acids. The record is from RefSeq and is a predicted model, not a curated record. Gene Ontology annotation, molecular function: lipopolysaccharide binding; RNA binding. Gene Ontology annotation, biological process: RNA processing. The transcript is spliced from 7 exons.
UUCACCAAGCAAACAUAGUGGAGUUUAUCCGAAAGAUCGCUGAAAACAUUGUAAAUCGAAAGCCAUAUUUGCAUGCUCUCCGACUUUUUAACGUUUUAAAUAUGUCAGGAAAGUUUAAGCCAAACGAAGGCGAUUGGAUUUGCCCAGAACCAAAAUGCGGAAAUGUGAACUUUGCAAGAAGAGGACAGUGUAAUAAAUGUGGAAAAGAUCGCAAGGAAGGGAUAGUGUACAAAAAGGGUGGCACUGAGAUUGGUAAAAAUCUUGCAGAGAAAAGUAAAGGUCUCUUCAGUGCUGAUGAUUGGCAGUGCAAAACGUGUGGUAACGUGAACUGGGCACGACGUAUGACCUGUAACAUGUGCAGCACGCCCAAGUAUGGCAAGCAAGAGCAGCGAACGGGGCUGGGCGGUGGGUACAUGGAGCGAGAUGAGGUGGUCGAGUAUAAGGAGAGGGAAAACUCAGACGAUGAGUAUGAUGAGUUUGGAAGAAAAAAGAAGAAAGGUCAGGUUCAGGGUCGAACAAGUUCCACUGAAAUGAGGCAGCAGUCAGAUGAUCAGGAUGAGGCAGAUGAUGAUGAGAAUGGAAAGAGGGAGGAGGAGGAGGAAGAAGAAGAGGAGGAAGAGGGGGAUGCAUCUGCUUACAAGCUGGACUCUGAUGAGCAGGAGGAAGAUGAUGACGAUGCUGACCUUGAUGCGUACAAACUUGAUGAAAGUGAUGAGGAGAAGGACAAGGACAAGUCUGGCAGUAAAAGGUCAAGGUCAUCCAGCUCUAGUUCCAGGUCAUCGAGCAGUUCAAGUGGAAGUUCAAGUUCAUCAUCGAGGUCAAAGUCUGGGUCAAGAUCACGUUCUCCAGAUAGGAAGAGGUCGAAACGCUCUCGGUCUAGGUCCAGGUCGAGUUCAAGCCGCGGGUCUUCAAGUUCUAGCUCAAGCUCGAAGGACAAAACACGGUCGCCUCGGUCAAGGUUUGAUAGAUAACAACUGGUGAAAUUGUGACUUAAAAAAGCAUUCCAACAUUUCAAAAUUUGUUCGUUUCACCAAAAUUGACAAACUGUUUGCACUGUUAAGUGUUAUUGAUCCUUGUUUGUCAUCAUAAAUAUUACUAUGGAAAAUUAGUUUAUUCACCAAUAUAUUUAAAAUCAAUAAAAAGACUUAAAAUUAAAGUCAAAGUCUUCCCCCAAACAUCUUUACAAUUAUUAUCAGUAAUAUUCUCUGUGCACUGUUCAAUGUUCUUGACCCAGGUUGGUCAACAUUAAUAUUUCAAUCAAACAUUAUACUUGUAAUGAAUUUCUGUCACCAGUAAAUUUUUAAUCAAUAAAAAGAAUCAGAUUUAUAUAUAAUGUCUCAUUAUUUUCCGAAACAUCUUUGCAAUUAUAAUCAGUUAUGUAAUUCUGUUUCAGAAAUCUGCUUUCAUUUUGUACUAAUUGAAUGUGGAUAAAUGCACCAGUGUUGUUUUUUCAGGUCCUAAGCAGGCAUCUUCUUUGGGAGCUUCAAGAUUAAACCUGUGUUUUCAAUCAUGAAGUGAAAUCAAUGAACUUUUUAUUUGCAAAUGUUUCACAUCAUUUGUUCAUUUAAUGAUUAUGUUUUGUGUCGUUUUGUAUUUAUUACAUAACUUUGUCAGUUAGGUUACUGUUUACAGUACAUGUCUUCUAGAAUAUCAAUUGCUUGAAAUUAAUACAAUGUGUUAAAUUACUAAUAAUGUUGUACCAAUAGUACCAAUUGUAAUACCUAUUUGAAUAUUUUAUACAAAUCCUAACUAAAGGUAAGUAUUUUAGCUUGAUGACGGUUAAAUGCGUUUGAUAAAAGGAUGUUUGCAAGUAUCAUACAUGGUUUUAACAAAAAGGUGCAUGAUAAUUUGUUACAGAAUUAUUGUUCUUGACUACGUUAAUGCAAUUUGUUAUUGCCUAUAUUUAAUAUUUGGUAUUGAAUUCCAUUUGAUGGAUUUAAAUUAUUUUCCUGUUUAAAUGGUUACUUAUUUUUACAACUGUACAAGCGAGUAAAAUUGUACAUGUAUUUACUACGUUAAUGAACCUGGCUCUGGGUAACCAGGUUUUUGCAUGUGCAUUAAGUGUUGUUCCAGAUUUCUCUGUGAAGUGUUGUCCCAGAUUUCUCUGUGAAGUGUUGUCCCAGAUUUCUCUGUGAAGUGUUGUCCCAGAUUUCUCUGUGAAGUCUGCACAGGCUAAUCAGGCACUUUCAGUUUUUUUGUAUUUUUUGUUUAAAACAAGUCUUAUAUCAAAAACCAAUUUAGGCAAAAAAAUGACGUUCAUGAUUAGCAGAUGCGAAAUGCACAGGCUAAUAUGGUACGACACUUGACACACAUGCUUGAAAACCGGUUUACUCAAAGUGACGCUCUUUUUAAAUCUGUCAGAAUUCAAUGUUCGCCUAUUAAGCAUGUAGAACCCCUUCAGUUCUUUCCUUUCUGUGUAUAUGUUCUAUAACAUGUGCGGAUUAUGAUAAUGCAUUUCCAUAGCACUUGGUCGAAUAGGAUAAUGUUCUGUCAGAAAUAAAUAAUUCAUUUACAUUGA